This is a messenger RNA of Fusarium proliferatum ET1, 888 nucleotides long. RefSeq lists its product as uncharacterized. Bases 1 to 888 code for a protein of 295 amino acids. NCBI's taxonomy places the organism in Eukaryota, Fungi, Ascomycota, Sordariomycetes, Hypocreales, Nectriaceae. The transcript is spliced from 3 exons. Gene Ontology annotation, cellular component: membrane. The record is from RefSeq and is a predicted model, not a curated record.
AUGGCUGUCAAGUGCGACCCUAACUAUCGACAUGCCGACUGGUCCUUCUACCGCUACGAACCCUCGACAGCCGCGGCCGUCAUAUUCGUCAUCCUAUUCAGUGUCACGACGCUCGUCCAUGUCUUCCAGAUGUUUAGGACAAGAACUUGGUAUAUGUUGGCAUUCUGCCUCGGUGCUGAGAUAGUUGGAUAUAUUGGUCGUGCCAUUAACUCAACCGAAGACCCCGGCUGUUGGACUCUGGGCCCCUACGUCAUCCAAAGCGUCUUACUCCUCAUCGCGCCGGCGUUGAUGGCUGCUUCUAUAUACAUGAUACUCAGCCGCGUUAUCCUCUUGACGCACGGAGAGGAACAUGCCAUCAUCAAGAGGCGAUGGUUGACCAAGAUCUUUGUUGUGGGUGAUAUUGUGUCAAUACAGCUCCAGUCCGCAGGUGGAAGUAUGAUGUCGGGAGCCAAUGAAACAAAUAACCUCAUGAAGAUUGGCGAGUACGUCAUCAUCGGCGGCCUCUUCUUCCAGCUUAUAAUCUUCGGCAUCUUCAUCGCAGUCGUCAGUGUCUUUCAUCGCCGGAUGAACCGCUCGCCUACGAACAAGAGCCUAGAGCCCUCGAUCAGGUGGCGUCAUUACCUCACUACCCUCUACGUUACGAGCGGUCUUAUUUGGGUUAGGAGUCUUUUCCGGGUUAUUGAGUACCUUGAUGGCAAUGACGGAUAUCUCAUGAGGACUGAAGCUUUCCUGUUCGUCUUCGAUGCCACCCUGAUCUGGAUUGUUACGGUUUGGAUGAAUUGGUAUCACCCCAGCGAGAUUGGACUACUUCUCCGAAACGAGUCACCGGUGGCCAACGGGUUUGAACUACUUCCGUUCGGCCGACGAUUCGAAAGAGUUCGCUCUUGA